AAUGCUGUUAUCAAGAAGCUCGAAGGGAGCGACCCUGCUUGGGGGGUUGUUGUGGAUCGUUUUCUUUGCCAAUUUGAUCGCUGGCCAAUUAACCCUUUACGGCUCGAGAGCGCCCUCCAUGCGUCGUCCGCUCACUAGACAGUUGGUGGGGCAAUGCCCUGCGCCAUACUUCCCGAACGGAGAGGCGAAAAUUCGAAACCGUGGCCGUAUGAUGCGCUUCGACUGUGCGUACGGGUUUAAGCUGGUCGGCAAUCGGUACUCCAACUGCCAGAACGGUCGCUGGGACACAUCGAUACCGGUUUGUGUGAAGUCCGGAUGCAGCCUGCUCGCCCCGAUAGAGUCCGGCCACGUGCUGUACGAGAUGAACAAAGCGUCCGCCUUUCUGUCCUGCUUUGAGGGGACCGAGCUGGCCGGCUCGAGAAACGCCUAUUGCAAUGGGACGCACUGGGAUCGACCACUCGGUGUCUGCCGGCGGACGGGACAGGCAACACCAACGGCCUGUGACUUCGAGACUGAGUCGCUGUGCGGCUGGUCCAACGAUGCGCUGCACGAUUUCGACUGGAAGCGCAGCGACGGUACGCUGAACCCGCGCGCACUCCGAACCGGGCCCAAGUACGACCACACCACGAUGCAGCCGAAGGCGGGCCACUUCAUGAUAGUGGAUUCCGGCGAGCAGCUAACGAACGAUACGGCCCGCUUCAUAUCGCCGCUGUUCGAGCCGGAGCUGAGCGUCGGUGCGUGCUUCCAGUUUUACUACCACAUGUACGGGGAGUCGGUCGGCACGCUGAAGGUGUUCGUGAAGCCGAUGAGCGCCGACCUGUACGAUCUGCAGCCGGUGUUUGUGCAGCGGGGCAAUCAGAAGAACGUUUGGCACGAGGGUCACGUUGAGGUGGGCCAGCAAGCGGAGCGCUUUCAGGUGGUGAUCGAGGCGAGCCUGGGCAUGCGCUACAAGAGCGACAUUGCGAUCGACGAUGUGAGCUUGCUGCAGGGCGACAGUUGCCGGGUGGCGGUCGAGGAUGGCGAGGAGCCACCACCGGCCGAGGUGGAGAACGUGCCGGUGAAGAUAGAUUCGUGCGAAAACCGGUGCGGAAGCAGUAUGGCCGCCGUGCUGAGCGCGAACGAUACGAUUGUGCACUGCGAUUGCCACGAGGACUGUGUGACGAGUGAGACCUGCUGUCCGGAUUACCGGGAAAGGUGCGUUUUUCAGGUGGCAGUUGGAGGGAGUAACGUAAGUACGACUACACCCGUUCCGGUACCGUCGACGUCUACUACGGUUAGGAUAACUACGACAAAAGCUGCCACUACGUCUACGCGGCCGGUGACAACGACUUCCACAACGGUCAGUAGCACUACUACUACCACCACCACCACCACCACAACCACAACCACUGCAAAGCCAACAACGUCAAGCGCUACUACGACCAGGAGUACCACUACAAAGCCAUCGACGACGUCCACUGUCUCCACGACAACCACGAAGAAGUACAAUUUACGCCCAAGGCCUAGUCUCGUUCCGCUUACCAAUAGACCACAGCUGCCACCAACAACCACACCAGCAGGAACGACUCGUAAAACAACUACGCCAACGACCAAAGCCACCUCCACAACGGUGACAACGACCAUCCCCACCAGCACUCAAUCCGACCUGGUGGCGGUUGAACAGUCCGUGCCAUCAACAACCGAGGAGGUGAUAAUGCCCGGCCUGGCCAUGGCCCCACUGCAGCCGAUAGAAAAGCUCCACUCCGCUCCGAGUCUGAUGAAGUUCUUCGUGUACGCCAUAUCGACCGUAGUGCUGUUUGCGUGCAUUUUAAGCGCUGCGUACCAUUACGCACGGCGGUCGCGUUCCAGCGUGCUGGCAAGGUUGAAGGAAAAAUCGCAAAAGAGUGGCUUCGAGGACAUCCGGUUCCUGGCUGGCGAUGAAGAUUUAGACUUUAACAUUUCGCACGGGCGCGAUGUGGAGGAGGGAGAGGAGGUGCUGGAAAAGGAAGGCAAAGGGGAGGCAAAAGCAAAACAGGAAACCAAUCCAAGCAAGAAGGACGCAAAAGCGGACGUCGUAAGGAUGGCAAAGCAGGAAGAUAAGAAGAACCUUGCCACACAUGGGCGCGGGGAAGUGGAAAGCAACACCGAUAGCGACGCGUCGACGGAUGACGAUGGGGCGGGCGGUGGUGGUGGUGCGAAAAGGACACAUGGGAAGCAGAACAAAAAAGCGUACCAGAAGUAUGUAAAACACCACGACGAGGAUAUGGCAUCGAGCUUACUGUAAGUGUGUUGAUAAGAGCGGUGGUGGACAGCGUCACCAUCCGGCGGGCACGUACCGCGGGGAAUUCCGAUAAGCAAAUGAUGCCGUUCUCUUGGUUUGCUCCUCCUUCCUACCCGCUCGCUGCUAAGCAUAACAGGAAAUUAUGAUGCGCAAAUGCUGCGAUAAAGAUGCGAUUGUAGGAAAGUGAUGAACUCCGCGGGGUGCGGGACACAAAAACGAAAGUGAAAUGUUUUAAGGCAGAAUUUUGUAUUUUUCUUUAGGGUGAGUUGGUGUGAGUUAGUAUGAGUAUUUAUUGGAUGUAAAUUGAUACUGCAUGGCGAUGAGCGCAAGUACACUUUAUAUUUUGAAAAUAAACGACUUUACAUUCAAACCAAAGUAGGCGAGCACGUGUGCGUUCCCUGUCUCUACAGUGGGGAAGAGACGCUGCUCUCGUUCAUUUUGUGACAGGGACAACAAAAGAAUAAUAUUUUUUCCGUUGAUUUCAUUUCAAAGAGAUACUAUUUAAAAUAUUUCUAAUUGCAUUCUAAAAUAU
Anopheles merus is the source of this 2792-nucleotide messenger RNA. RefSeq names its product zonadhesin-like. Lineage: Eukaryota; Metazoa; Arthropoda; Insecta; Diptera; Culicidae. Bases 2 to 2263 code for a protein of 753 amino acids. The transcript has 3 exons. Gene Ontology annotation, cellular component: membrane. The record is from RefSeq and is a predicted model, not a curated record.